This is a messenger RNA of Neospora caninum, 816 nucleotides long. RefSeq lists its product as uncharacterized. The coding region runs from base 1 to 816 and encodes 271 amino acids. The record is from RefSeq and is a predicted model, not a curated record. Lineage: Eukaryota; Apicomplexa; Conoidasida; Eucoccidiorida; Sarcocystidae. The transcript has a single exon.
AUGUCGUCCGUGGACGGAGCGGGGAACGCCGCAGCGCCCAACGGCCAAGAGGAUGACUACUUCUCUCGGAAAAAGAGACUCCUUGCGGUGCUCUUCCAGUCCGUUAUCUCUGGGCCAGUCGCCCACGAGGCUGCGCGGGCGUGUCUCCGCGCGGACGUCCUGGCGGCGUGUAAGGGCGUUAGCCGCGCCGAAGCGCCCGUGGCGGACUCGCUCUCAAAGAGCUGCAGCACGACGAAGGGAGGGUGUGACCGCACAGGAGCGAACGCGUGCCGAACCACACAAAAAUCGAAGGCUGCUUCACGUGGAGGCGGCCGCCGGCACAAUGCCGAGGGCAGCGCAGGGAAAAACCGGUCGAAGCUGCUUCACGUGUCUGAAAAUAGAGCCAGCGCUACUGUCGCUUCAAAGAACGAGACUUCCGCGCCACAAAUCGGUAGUGACGGUGGCCGGAAGCGAAAAUUUUACGACGAGCAGCUGCCAGUCGGUGUGUACCGUCACCAGCAGAAGUAUGUCGCGAACUGGGUAGAUCCGAAAACCCGGAGACAAAUCAAGGUCUGUUUCCCCAUCGACGUGUGGGGAGACUCUCAAGCUCGCAACAUGGCUGCCGUUGCGAGGCGUGAGCGCUGCGUGGAUGUUGACGAGGUGGCUGCUAUUUUCAAUCGUGAAGAGCGCACCAAGACAUCAGGACGUCAUCCGAGUCCUUCGAGGGAUGACAGCAAACAGACAGCGUCUUUCAAUAGUGCUGUUAGGAUGCCAGCAGUCCAGGGUGUGGAUUCAAAAACGGAGACGCACUCGGCUCCGGCGCUCGAAAGCGCGUAG